AUGGCGACUAGCUCAUCGGCACUACUCUCUCCUACAACCUUCUCCGCCGCGAUUCCCCAGAGAAACCCCAAUUCCAUCUCCUUCCACGGCCUCCGACCUCUCCGCAACCUCGGCGGAAACUCCUCCGCUCUGCCCAAUCUCUCCAUCGCCACCGGUACAAGAAGAUCUUCCUCGGCCGUCGUGAAAUCCGCGCUGAAUCCCUCCGUCGUGAUCAGCCUCAGCACGGGCCUCUCACUGUUCCUAGGCCGAUUCGUCUUCUUCAACUUCCAGAGAGAGAACGUGGCGAAACAGGUGCCGGAGCAGAACGGGAAAACGCACUUCGAAGCCGGCGAUGAUCGGGCCAAGGAGUACGUGAGUCUGCUGAAAUCGAACGAUCCCGUUGGAUUCAACAUCGUCGAUGUUCUCUCUUGGGGAUCAAUCGGACACAUCGUUGCUUACUACAUCUUAGCUACUUCGAGCAACGGUUACGAUCCCAACUUCUUUGGCUGA
Microthlaspi erraticum is the source of this 489-nucleotide messenger RNA. NCBI's taxonomy places the organism in Eukaryota, Viridiplantae, Streptophyta, Magnoliopsida, Brassicales, Brassicaceae. The record is from the annotation of a GenBank genome assembly.